This is a messenger RNA of Epithele typhae, 2940 nucleotides long. RefSeq names its product ATPase. Gene Ontology annotation, molecular function: ATP hydrolysis activity; ATP binding; P-type ion transporter activity. Gene Ontology annotation, biological process: intracellular calcium ion homeostasis. NCBI's taxonomy places the organism in Eukaryota, Fungi, Basidiomycota, Agaricomycetes, Polyporales, Epitheliaceae. Gene Ontology annotation, cellular component: endoplasmic reticulum membrane. The record is from RefSeq and is a predicted model, not a curated record. Bases 1 to 2940 code for a protein of 979 amino acids. The transcript has 8 exons.
AUGCGCGUCGCCUUCGUCCCACGUCCGUUCCUGCGUCUAGUCGUGGAGUGUACCGUGGUCUACCAACGCCUCCGCACCCUCACUGAGUUCCGCACCAUGGCCGUUGCCCCCUACCCUGUCUUCGUCUGCCGCGACAAUGUCUGGCUCAAGAUUCAGAGCGAUGAGCUCCUCCCCGGCGACGUCAUUUCUGUCGCCCGGCAACAGACCGAGACGAGCAUCCCCGCCGACAUCCUCCUCAUCCGCAGCACCUGCAUCGUCAACGAGGCCAUGCUCUCCGGCGAGUCCACCCCGCUCCUCAAGGAGUCCAUCUCCCUCCUCAAGCCGGCCGAAGCCCUCGACGCCGACGUCGCGCACAAGAACGCCAUCCUCUUCUCCGGGACGAAGCUCCUCCAGGCCACGCACGACAGCGACACGCCCGAGGGCGGCUGCCUCGGCGUCGUCCUCUGCACCGGGUUCGGGACCGCGCAGGGCCAGCUCGUGCGCACGAUGAUCUUCUCGACCGAGCGCGUGUCAGCGAACAACGCCGAGAGCUUCCUGUUCAUCGGCUUCCUCCUCAUCUUCGCCAUCGCCGCGAGCUGGUACGUGUGGGUCAAGGGCAUCGAGCGCGACCUCAAGAAGUCGAAGCUGCUCCUCGACUGCAUCCUCAUCAUCACGAGCGUCGUCCCGCCCGAGCUGCCGAUGGAGCUGUCCCUCGCCGUCAACGCGUCCCUCGUCACGCUGUCGAAGUAUGCCAUAUUCUGCACGGAGCCCUUCCGGAUCCCGUCUGCAGGCCGCGUCGAUGUCUGCUGCUUCGACAAGACUGGUACCAUCACUGCGGAGAACCUCGUUGUGGAGGGCGUUGCCGGUGUCGACCCCACCGACUCCCUGAAGCUCGUUGAUGUCAAGGCUACCGGCCGCGAAACCACCUUGGCCCUUGCGGCUGCGCACGCCCUUGUGCGGCUCGACGACGGUACCAUCGUCGGUGACCCCAUGGAGCGAACCACGCUCGAGGCCCUCAACUGGCACGUUAUCAAGGGCGACAGCGUCAGGCCCAUCGAGUCCUCUGCGCCGCACAAGACCUCCCUCAUCGUCCGCCGCAGGUUCCAGUUCUCCUCUGCCCUCAAGCGGAUGAGCACCGUCUUGACCCUGCCCAACGGCCGCUGCAUGGUUGCUACGAAGGGUGCUCCGGAGACCAUCCGCCGCAUGUUGUCCACCGUUCCCGCCAACUACGAUGACACCUUCAAGUGGUUUACUCGUCGCGGAAGCCAUGUCUUGGCGCUCGGAUUCAGGGAGAUGGAGCCUAUGCCCCUUGACAAGAUCAAGAAGCUCCAUCGUGACCAGGUCGAGUUGGGUCUGACGUUCGCGGGUUUCUUGGUCUUCCACUGCCCCCUCAAGGAAGAUGCUGUCGAGACUCUGAAGAUGCUUGGCGAUUCGUCACACCGCUGCGUCAUGAUCACCGGAGACAACCCGCUCACUGCCGUUCACGUCGCCCGUGACGUUGAAAUUGUCGACCGUGAGGCACUCAUCCUCGAUGUCCCCGAAGGUUCUUCCACCCUCGUCUGGCGCUCCGUUGACGAUACCGUCAACAUCACCGUGGACCCCACCGCUCCGAUCGACACCUUGCUGUUCGACAAGUACGACAUCUGCAUCACCGGCGUCGCGAUGAAGCUAUAUGAAGCGCACCCGUCCUGGAACGACCUCGUGCAGAACACGUGGGUGUACGCUCGUGUAUCGCCCGCGCAGAAGGAGUUCAUCCUCACCUCCCUCAAGUCCCUCGGCUAUGUCACCCUCAUGGCCGGUGACGGCACCAACGACGUCGGCGCGCUCAAGCAGGCCCACAUCGGCGUCGCGCUCCUCGACGGCACCGAGGAGGACCUAAAGAAGAUCGCGGAGCACCAGCGCAACGAGCGGCUGAAGACGGUGUACGAGCAGCAGCUCAAGAUCUCGGAGCGCUUCAACCAGCCGCCGCCGCCGGUGCCGCCGCUGAUCGCGCACCUGUACCCGGACGUCGUCGCCGCGCAGCAGCGCGCGGUCGCGGACCAGCAGACGGCGCGGAAGAAGAACCCUAUGGAGAAGUUCGACCUCGCGUCGAUCACGGACAAGCUCGCCGAUAUGGACGCGGAGGACGAGGUGCCGAAGAUCAAGCUCGGGGACGCGUCGUGCGCCGCGCCGUUCACCUCUAAGCUGUCGAACGUCAAAGCGAUCACGCACAUCAUCCGCCAAGGGCGCUGCACGCUCGUGGCCACGAUCCAGAUGUACAAGAUUCUGGCGUUGAACUGCCUCAUCACUGCGUACAGCCUGAGUGUGCAGUACCUGGACGGGAUCAAGUUCGGCGACUACCAGGUCACCAUCACGGGUAUGCUCAUGUUGGUCUGCUUCCUGUGUAUUUCUCGUGCGAAGCCCGUCGAGAAGCUGUCUCGGGAACGUCCUCUGGGCAACAUCUUCAACUUUUACGUUCUGCUGUCCGUCCUGUUCCAGUUCGCCCUCCACAUCGCGACGCUCGUCUACAUCACACAGCUCUCGUACCAGUACAAGACGCGCGGCGAGAUCGACCUCGAGGCCAAGUUCGAGCCGAACCUGCUGAACACGGCCAUCUACCUCCUUGGGCUCUCCCAGCAAGUGUCCACGUUCGCGAUCAACUUCCAGGGCCGGCCCUUCCGGGGGGGCAUCCGGGAGAACCCCGCGCUCUACUGGGGCCUCGUCCGCGCGUCCGCAGUCGCAUUCUCGGGGGCGACGGACCUGAUGCCGGAGAUGAACCGCUGGCUGCAGAUCGUGGAGAUGGAGGGUGCGUUCAAGGUGCGGCUGACGGCGUCGAUGACGGUCGACUUUGUGGGCUGCUUCGUGAUCGAGCAUGCGGUGUGCAAGCGGCUGUUCGCGAACCUGGAGCCGAAGCCGAUGAUCACCAAGGGCUGGGAGCGGCGAGAAAGGCGGAGGGCGGAGGAGCAGGCGAAGAAGGAGUGA